AUGACAAUCCCCGAAUACUCCUUCUUCAAUAUCGUCGACGGCGCGCGCCGGCCGGCUGCCGCUACCACUGACGGCGCUGCCCAGACGCACCACAGCGUCGACCCGCGAAACGAAGAGGAGCUCUGGCCAUGCCCCAUUGCCACGACGCAGGACCUCGACGACGCCAUUGCGUCGGCCAACGCGGCGUUCUCGUCCUGGUCGCAGACGACACUGGCUGAGAGGCAAAAGCUGCUUGUGCGCAUAGCCGACCAGAUCAAGGCGCACGAGGACGAGCUGACGGACAUCCUGCGGCGCGAGACGGGCAAGUCGAAAAUCGUCGCGGCCGUCGAAAUCACCAACACGAUCGACCAGACCAUGUACUACUCGACCACGGGCCUCGAGGACGAGGUGCAGUACGAGGACGACGACGUGCAGAUCCUGGCCACGCACCCGCCCCUGGGCGUCGUCGGCGCCAUCUGCCCGUGGAACUUCCCCCUGAUCCUCUGCAACCUCAAGGUGAUCUCGGCGCUCAUCACCGGCAACUGCGUGAUUGUCAAGCCCAGCCCCUUUACGCCCUACACCGUGCUGCGCUGGAUCGAGCUGUGCAUCGAGCUGCUGCCCAGGGGCGUGCUGCAGGCCGUGAACGGCGGCGCGGACCUGGGCGCCCGCAUGACCCAGCACGCCGGCAUCCACAAGAUCAGCUUCACGGGCACCAUUGCCACGGGCAAGCGCGUCAUGGCCAGCUGUGCACAGACGCUGAAGAAGGUGACGCUCGAGCUCGCGGGCAACGACGCCGCCAUCGUGUUUGCCGACGUCGCCGACGAGCCGGGCCGUCUGGACACCGUGGUGGCGCAGACCGUCGGGGGCGCCUUCUUCAACGCGGGCCAGAUGUGUGUGGCCACCAAGCGCGUGUACGUGCACGCGUCCAUCUACGACGCGUUCUUGGCCAAGUUUGUCGCCGAGACCAACAAGAACUACGCGCCGGCCGUGCCCGCAGCCGAUGCCACCGACGACGCGCGCCGGGGCGACGACAGCGUGCCGACCGUCUUUGGCCCCGUCUCCAACAAGAUGCAGUACGACAUUGUGCGCAGCAUUUUGGAGGAUGCCAAGGCCGACACAGGCGGCGGCAAGAUUGUGGCGGGUGGCGAGGUGCUCGCGGGCAACGGCUUCUGGAUCCAGCCGACGGUCGUGGCCGAGCCGGCCGACGACUCGCUGCUGGUGCGCGAGGAGCAGUUUGGGCCCAUCAUCCCCGUGCUCAAGUGGACGACGGACGACGAGGUGGUGGCGCGGGCCAACCUUGCGAAUGCAGGACUCGGCGCGAGCGUCUACUCGACCGACGUGGCCAAGGCGCGCCGCCUGGCCGACCGGCUGGAGGCCGGGUCCGUGUGGAUCAACGCGAGCGAACAGCCGAAUGUGCGCGCGUGGUUCGGCGGCUUCAAGGACAGCGGCUUCGGCGGCGAGAUGGGCAGGCAGGGCCUGCUGUCGUAUGCGUACACAAAGAGCAUCCACAUCCCCAAGGACAAGAAGGCGGCGUCGUCUGCGUCGACAUCAGAGGCCAAGGAGGCGACGGUCGCCAGACCGGCCACAAAGCCGGGCACAGCGUCCAACCCGUUCUCGGCCCUCUUUUCAUGCUUCAAGUAA
Molecule: messenger RNA, 1620 nt
Organism: Sporothrix brasiliensis 5110
Lineage: Eukaryota; Fungi; Ascomycota; Sordariomycetes; Ophiostomatales; Ophiostomataceae
Exons: 2
Coding region: 1-1620 (539 amino acids)
Molecular function (GO): aldehyde dehydrogenase (NAD+) activity
Source: RefSeq, a predicted model, not a curated record